AUGAAGAGAUUGUCCUCUUCUCGUAGAGUUCUUCCUCUUACCAACGCCUCUCAUUCCUCAGAAAAUGGUUCUUCAGUAUCAUUCAAUAGCAGUCAUCUUCCUCAAGAAGAGAAUGAUGAUGAUUCAAAUUCAUCAUCCAUGUCUCACCACGAUAAUACUCGUCAUCACUCAUCCAAGAAACCCAUCUCCUCCAUUAAAUGCAUGCUCAUUUUGCUUGUAACCACAGCCAUUGUUGCAGCUGUGGCUUUUCUAACUUCCAUUUGGAUUUCAUGUUUCAGUACAAGUGUAUCGACCAUGGGUCAAGAAUUAAUGUCUGAACACUUUACCAAAAUUAUUACAUUCACCGAUGAAACUUUUAAACAAGUCAUUAUGACCUCUGAAAGUGCUAAAAACACCAUGUGGUUCGAUCUGAAUUAUAACGAUACAGAUUAUAUCGAUCGAACGACCUUUAAAAUCUUUAAAUCUGCUUAUCAAUUUUUAUCGACCUUAAUGAUCGAUUCAUACGUUGGUGAUCCCACAGGUGGAAAUAAGGGAAUAAUGAUGAUGAAUGGAAUUCCAAGUAUUUUGUAUGUCAAUGAUAGUGGGCAGUAUUGGACCUACUGUGACAAUUUCCAAGCACAUGAACAAUGUGUGACCAAGUCAUCCACACCAGAUGUCAUUUUACCUCCUUUUGACAUGAGUGGUAUUUUAGAAAUUGCUCAAAAGCAUGUCAAUCAACCAACUUUUACCAUGUCUUAUACAGAUCCAACUUUACCUACCAUCACUUUUCUAAGUUUGGUCAAUUCAAAACCUACUCAAAAUCCAUUACCAGGAAAACCUUCUUUUGAUUGGUAUUUUGGUUUUGAUAUUUCAGUGUCAACCAUUUCUCAGUAUUUCAAGAAGAUUACAAAUGAUAUUGGAGGUUCUAUGGCAUUUGCUAUUGAAAUUGAUACUGAUUAUAUCGUUGCAUCAAGUUAUCCUACCAUUCCAGUCGCUGUCUGGGACCAACAAGGAAAUCAAAAACGUAAAACAGCUCUCGAUUUUGACAUUCCUCUAGUGAAUGAUAUUGGAAAAUUUGUCUACUCUGAACUCUCUCAAAAUCUCUCCUCAGUUCCUUGCGGCGUCUUUCUCCUCAAAGAAUAUGGUGAUCGUUACAUCAACAUGCAUCGAAUGUGUAACUCUGCAAAUAUCGACUGGCUCUUUGUGUUCAGUGUUCCAAAAUGGAAUUACAUUCAAACCAUGAUCAUUGCGAUUAUUGCAGCCUCUGUUUCGAGUGUGUUCAUUAUUGGAGUAGGAAUUGCAUUGGGAAUUUUUGCUUCAUUACGUAUUGUCAAACCCUUCCAAAAUUUAAUCUACUUGUUCGAAAGUGUUUCGAAUAUGGAUUUAGACACAGUGUCCAAUGAUCCCACCGAUAUGAGCCAAUUUAAGGAAGUUUAUAUUUUACAACAGCAUUUCCACAGCAUGGUGAGAAAAAUUCGAAAAUAUCGAUGUUUCAUUCCACCACAUUUAUUGGCUCAAUUAGAUUCACUUCAAUCCGAAUCUGGAAAUGAAUCCAUUCGUCGAUCUACAACUGCAGAAUCUGGUAACCGUUUGAUCAAUGGCGGUGUACGAGUUUCCAUGUCACAAGAUGCACCUUCUUCGAAUAGUUCACAAUGUUCGAGGAGAGCCUCUUCAUCCAUGAAACCAGUUUCGAAAUCAUUGUUUCGACUUGGAUUGGAAAAGAGAGCAUUAACCAUUGUGUGUAUUCGUUUUGGAGGUUUGGAUGCUUGUAUGGAAGCAUUGAGUGACUCUGAAUUGGUUCCUAUCAUGUCAGAUUUCUUUGAUGUGAUUCAGAAAGUUGCUCGGUUGAGCGGAGGACAAUUAGGUAAUUUUGAAAAUAAUGAAAUGACCAUCUCUUGGAAUUCGACAAGUGACAUUCCACAUCAUAAAGAAAAAGGAGUGACAUCCACCAAGCAAAUGAUGGAGAAAUUGACACAACUCACAUCCACAAAAUGGAAAAAUAAGGAAUGUCUUACCAAGAGGGAUCUCUUGAGCGCUAUGAACUUUAAAGCUGCCAUCGUGUCACAAAUGUGUAAAUCAGGAAAUGUCGGAACUCAAGAAAUCAAAUCCUUCUCCAUAGUUGGAAGUUAUCUUCACAAUUUAGAACUUCUCUUGAAACAUGCCUUAAAACUGAACAUUACCAUCAUUGCAUCAGAUCUCAUUCAUGACAGGUGUUCUCGUGAUUUUCAAAUGCGUUAUGUUGGCACUAAGAAAAUUUAUCCUCCAGAGUUUUCAAAUUCUCCUUUAGUUGUGAAAUGCAAGGAUUCCUCUUCUUCCUCGAACUCGCAUCACACUUCAUCCAUCUCCUUAUUGAAAACUAAUUUGUAUGAAAUUGGAGAAUCGAAUAAUAAUGACAUUCAAGAUGAAUGGAUGUAUGAAUUGCAACAUAAGGAAAGAAAAGAGAAAUGGAAGAGUUAUAAUGUUGCAGUGAAUCAUUUCUUGGAGAAACAAUACGAUCAAGCCAUUCAAUAUUUUGAAGAAUAUUUGCAUGGAGUUGCUUCUUCUUCUCCUCAGGAAGAUGCUUGUGCUGUCUAUUUGUUGAAAAAGUGUUACAAGAAGAAAGAUCGAAAGUAG
Messenger RNA from Naegleria fowleri, 2592 nucleotides. RefSeq lists its product as uncharacterized. The transcript has 2 exons. Lineage: Eukaryota; Heterolobosea; Eutetramitea; Acrasida; Naegleriidae. The coding region runs from base 1 to 2592 and encodes 863 amino acids. The record is from RefSeq and is a predicted model, not a curated record.